Molecule: messenger RNA, 1278 nt
Organism: Maudiozyma barnettii
Lineage: Eukaryota; Fungi; Ascomycota; Saccharomycetes; Saccharomycetales; Saccharomycetaceae
Exons: 1
Coding region: 1-1278 (425 amino acids)
Source: RefSeq, a predicted model, not a curated record
AUGGACUCAUCUGAAGAAAGAACUUCAGAUAACUUCGUAAUAUUUCCAGGGUUUUUCAAAAAUAAAAAAGUUUUUAUUCCAAAUGAGGAGAUAACUAAGAAUCGUACAGGACUUAAUUAUAAAGCUACUAGAAACGAUAUAUUUUUAUCAAAAGAACAGAGACAACAUAAGAGGAAAAAAAUAAUAGAAUUGGCGACACAGUUUUAUAAUGCUAAUGGAAUAGAACCAAAUAAUACAGAUACUGAUGUAUCAAUGAGUGCAGUGGCAGAUUUUUUCAAUAUACCUAGACAAUCAUUCAGUGAUCAUAUUAAAGGAAAUCAUCAAAAUAUAGCUAUUCAUGGAUAUGCCAAGAAAGGAAUUCUGACUGAUGAAAAUAUCAAAUUAUUGAGAGAUAUUGUUAGAGCGGUUAGAAUCAAUGAGAAUCCAGACUUUGAUGGACAAGAUCUAUUUGCAAGUGAUAAGGAAUUGAUAAAUCUAAUAAGUGUGGUGACAGUAUUCGUAAACAAUCAAGUUGAAACAACUAUCCAACUAGGUAGUCAAUUGGAACUUCUGGCUGUAGAUUUAUCUACGGAUGAAACAACAUCAAGACAAACUACCUUAGAGAAACUAUUGGCGUUUUUCAAUAACCCGGUUCUUUGUGUGGAAUCAUUUAAAUUGAAAAGUAAAGAUCUGGAUCAAAUGCGACUGGGGCUAAUUGCUUUAAAGAAAAUAUAUUCAUCAGAACAUGAAGUCAAAUUACUUAAUAGAAGAACAAUAUCAAGAUCUAGAGAUAAACUCGGAAUUUUUCCUCCCAACGUAAAAUCAAAAAAAUCGUCUCUUUCUACGAUAUCGUUAAAAUAUGAGAAUAGUCAUAAACGUAGGGAUACAAUAAUGGAUCCAGAAAUAAAAAAUGUCACAGAAAAGUUAGGUUUAUUAGAUAAUGAAUUGCCUGUUACUAAGGAUCAAAUUAUACGAACAGUUUUUGUUAAAUUGAAUAAAAUUCUUGAUAAAAAACAUCAAAAAUCACUUGAAGAUAUACAAGAGUAUCGGAGAUUGAUAAAUGACUUAAUAACCCCACUUAAGGCAUUUACUGAAUAUGGCACAUUGAUAGGUGAGCAGUUUCAAAAAUUAACAGACUUAAUCUUGCAAAUAAGUUUCGAAAAUGCAGUAUUGCUGAGAGCAAAUGGUGGAGGUGAACCUGCCCUCGGUCUACCAUCGAGUCUAGUAGAAAAAGAAAUACAAUCUAAAGGAGAUGAACAUAAUGAUUCUUCUCAUUCCACUGAGACUAUGCAUUUUUGA